CGCCCGUCGGCCAGGAGGUGUCGGCGGCCGGCGACUCCGGGGAAGGAUUCAGACGCCUCCCGGAGGCGGCGGUCCCCGAGGCGGCGGCGGGGAAAGGCUGCCCCGGUGAGCCUGAGGCUGGCGCUGGCGGGGAGGGCGAGCGGCGGGGCUCCGGAGAUCAGCCCGAGACGCGCUCGGUGUGCAGCAGCCGCAGCAGCAGCAGCAGCAGCGGCGGUGGCGACCGGCGCGUCGGGCAUCAGCACCAGCACCACCAACCCAUCUGCAAGAUCUGUUUCCAGGGCGCCGAGCAGGGGGAGCUGCUGAACCCUUGCCGUUGUGAUGGGUCAGUUCGGUAUACACAUCAGCUGUGUCUGCUCAAGUGGAUAAGCGAGAGGGGCUCUUGGACCUGUGAACUCUGCUGUUACAGGUACCACGUCAUAGCCAUCAAAAUGAAGCAGCCCUGCCAAUGGCAAAGCAUCUCUAUAACCCUGGUUGAGAAAGUUCAGAUGAUUGCUGUCAUCCUAGGAUCCCUGUUUUUAAUAGCAAGUGUGACUUGGCUUCUCUGGUCCGCCUUCAGCCCCUAUGCAGUGUGGCAGAGAAAGGACAUCCUUUUCCAAAUCUGCUAUGGAAUGUAUGGUUUUAUGGAUCUAGUGUGCAUAGGUCUCAUAGUCCAUGAAGGUGCUGCAGUUUACAGAGUGUUUAAACGUUGGAGAGCGGUGAACUUGCACUGGGAUGUCUUAAACUACGACAAAGCCACAGACAUUGAAGAAAGUAGCCGAGGAGAGAGUUCCACGAGCAGGACUUUAUGGUUGCCGCUGACGGCUCUGCGGAAUAGAAACUUGGUCCACCCAACCCAGCUAACCUCCCCAAGGUUCCAGUGUGGCUAUGUAUUACUGCAUCUGUUCAACCGGAUGAGGCCCCACGAAGACUUGUCAGAAGAUAACAGCUCAGGGGAGGUUGUGAUGAGAGUGACGUCCGUGUAACGGAAGUAGAGCGUGCACCACCUAGCACAUUUUGGAAUGUAAUUGCAAUGAAUGGCAAAACGAUACCACUUCUAAACACACUCACACAUACAUCUAUGAACUUUUU
This is a messenger RNA of Chrysochloris asiatica (Cape golden mole), 1068 nucleotides long. RefSeq names its product membrane-associated ring finger (C3HC4) 11 (gene MARCHF11). The transcript has 4 exons. The record is from RefSeq and is a predicted model, not a curated record. The coding region runs from base 429 to 962 and encodes 177 amino acids. Gene Ontology annotation, molecular function: ubiquitin-protein transferase activity. Gene Ontology annotation, biological process: protein ubiquitination. NCBI's taxonomy places the organism in Eukaryota, Metazoa, Chordata, Mammalia, Afrosoricida, Chrysochloridae.